Messenger RNA from Culex quinquefasciatus (southern house mosquito), 483 nucleotides. Its product is annotated as coiled-coil domain-containing protein 32. Gene Ontology annotation, biological process: cilium organization. The transcript has 2 exons. NCBI's taxonomy places the organism in Eukaryota, Metazoa, Arthropoda, Insecta, Diptera, Culicidae. Bases 1 to 483 code for a protein of 160 amino acids. The record is from RefSeq and is a predicted model, not a curated record.
AUGAGCGUUGCGGAUCCGUGGUGCAAUCCAAACCCAAGUAGUGACGCAAUCUGCUCCGCUGUCCAGCUGCAGUUCGAGGACAACUUUGAGCCAGCCGCCGUCGGGGAUCAGCAGCAACCGCGGGACGGAAGACUUCCGGACUCGGACAGCUAUUUGGCCGCGUUAGAACGUAGACUUCGUAGGCUGAGGACCAAUCCGACCGUCCUGCAGCAGUUGGCCGAACGUCGCGAAGCUUGUAUGCAACAGCUGCUGAACGACCCCGCCGCCUCAUCGCAGAACUACGACCAGCUGGACGAGCCCGUGUUCAACCACGAACUGUUGCGCAUCAUUCGGCCGGAACAAGCCCUCUCGGCAGCGGAGCUAGCCCAUCUUCUUAAGCACGAUCAUCUCGAGGGAGAGGAAACCCAGGAAGAGCAGCAGCAGCAACAGGACUACGGCAAGGAAGGGGAGGAAAGUGGAACCGAGAGCUCCACCAGUCGUUAG